UAGUAAUAUUUUUUUCCCCUUACCAAAAUGAACCAUCUUAAAUUUUUGUAAUGGUUGUUUUGUUGUCUGCCCUAACUCCCUCUAAACCUAUUAUAAAAGGAUGUGAAUUUGUCUGCUAAAUUACUACUGUAACAUUUAUAAUGAUAAUGUCUCAUAGUAAUGAUGUCCUUUAGCCUACAGUGUUUUGAGUGAGGAGUAGUGUGCUGUUGCUAACAGGUGCUGACAUUUAAUACUUCGCGAAGUCAGAAAAAGAACAGGGCAACGAGUCAAAUCGCUUGUGAUUCGGAGUUUUCCCGUUUGUGUCAUCUUCGAAAGUGAAAGUAGAGGUUCAGGAGGCUAUUUAUUAGUCUGAGCAGGCAGAGAAAGUCAGAGAGUCUGAGACUGUGAACACACACAGAGCUCGGGUGAGAAAUAACUCCCUCUGGAUGGGAAAUAAUCUCCUUCAGUAAUCCAUAACCAGCUAUGGGCAAAUCUCCAAAAUCAACCAUGAAUACUGUAUUUGCUGUGCAACUCUUCAUUCUGGUUUGGGCCUUUACUGCUGUCUGUCAAGAUGAUGAACAUAUCAGUGUAAGCUGUUAUGAUGUGACUGGAUCUGUGAGGAAAGAAGUGAAUCUCAGCUGCAGCGUCUCUCUGAAGAUCAAUGAAUGUUGCAUUACAAAGUAUAAGUUUCAAUACCCUGAAAUCUUUAAUGACUCUUCAAUCUGUCGUCAAGAUGUUUCUGUGAACUCCUGUGAACAGAGAAACAGUUUCACAUGCCGCUACACUCCAACUACAGAGAUGAAAGAACAAUUCAGAUUCUUUGUGCAAACAACGUGUGGAACGGGAAAAGAAGUAAUCUUCACUCUUAACACAGUAAGCCCAUUAGGAUCCCCUCCACCAGAGAAACCAAGAUUCAAAGGAACUGUCAUCACUGUGGUUGUGUUUGGUUUCAUUAUCAUCAUCUUCAUCAUCAUCAUGAUGCCGUUCAUUCGCCAAACAAAACCAAACUUCACCAAACUUUGUAGAUGCCAGAACUGGAUGUUUCUGAGAGUCAGACAUGAUGAGGACAACAAUCGUCCAGAAGAUGUGAUAUAAUAGCACUGAGUUUUGUUUGACUUUUCACAUGGUGCUCACAAA
Messenger RNA from Carassius auratus (goldfish), 1116 nucleotides. RefSeq lists its product as uncharacterized. The transcript is spliced from 4 exons. The record is from RefSeq and is a predicted model, not a curated record. The coding region runs from base 463 to 1074 and encodes 203 amino acids. NCBI's taxonomy places the organism in Eukaryota, Metazoa, Chordata, Actinopteri, Cypriniformes, Cyprinidae.